AUGUACUCUGAAGAUAUUCAAGAUGAAUUAACCAAAAUUCAAAAUCUUUUAGAAAGUUGUUUUAUUUCACAAGAUGAAUUUAAUUUAAGAAAGAGCGAGCUUUUAGGUACCCCAUUUAUAAAUAAUGGAAAUAUUGGAAAUCCACCAAAGCAAGAGCCAAAGCAACCAUCACAAUAUGACUAUAGUUACAACAGCGAUUAUAAUAAUAAUAGUAACAGUUAUAACAAUAACAACGAUACAUCAUAUAGUAGCUAUAACACUGCCUAUUUAGGUAAUACCACCACAGUCAGUGCCACAAAUAAUUAUACAUUUGAUAAUUACAAAGAAGUUGAAGUCGAAAUCCCAUUAAUUGGUACUUUAUCAAUCAAUGAUAAUAACAAUAAAAACAAUAAUAAUAAUUAUAAUAAUUAUAAUAAUAAUAAUAGAAAUAAUAAUUAUAAUUACAAUAAGAAAUAUACAUAUAAUAACAACAAUAAAAAAACCGAAGAGCCAAAAGAUGAAAAACCAGGUGCAUUCGCAUCAAUGUUUUUAAAUAAACCAGCAUCGGUACAUAAAGAUGAAAAUUUCGAAGAUGAAGAAGAUGAAGAAGAUAAAAUGGUUGAAGCUCCAGCAAAAGCAAUUAAUCCAGUUGGCGAUCAAAGAAUUGAUUUGGAAUAUGACAUCAAACCAUAUGUUGUAUUUAAACCAUUAGACAGAAAUUCAAAAAAAGUAAAUAUUAAUCUCAAAAAUUGGGUAAAGGAUAGAAAUUUCAGUGAUAAUAUAUCAUUAAAUCACUCUGUCGAAAACUGGAAAUCAGAUAAAAUUAAAGAACAGAAUAGUUUAAGAUCUAAAAUUAUUUAUGAUAAUGUUAAUAACUUAUCUAUUAAACUUAACAAUUGUAAUAUUAAAUUAAUUGGGGGCUGCGAUAUUUCAUUCCCAAAGAGCAGUAAAAAUGAUGCCGUUGCCUCUAUUGUAGUUUUAGAAUAUCCAAGCCUUAAAGUCGUAUACGAAUCAUAUAAAAUGAUUAAACUUACCGAGCCAUAUGUCGCCGGUUACUUGGCAUUCAGGGAAGUUCCACACUUUAUUGCUCUUUGGGAAACUUUAACCAAAAAGUAUCCUCAAUUCAAACCAGAUUUAAUGAUUUUGGAUGGAAAUGGUAUUAAUCAUCAAAGAAGCGUUGGUGCUGCCACCCAUUUCGGAAUUUUGGCCAAUAUUCCAACCAUUGGAGUAGCUAAGAAUCUCUUGGUUGCAAAGGGUAUCACUCCAGAAUACAUUCAAAAUGGUUUCAAAACCAACAACAUUGUAGAGAUGAUUGAUUACCAAGAUGGAAAACGUUUAAUUGGCCAUGCCAUGUACAAUAAACAAAAAGAAAUCAUCUACAUUUCACCAGGCCAUAUGAUGGAUGCCAACACUGCUUUUGAUGUU
Messenger RNA from Dictyostelium purpureum, 1404 nucleotides. RefSeq lists its product as uncharacterized. NCBI's taxonomy places the organism in Eukaryota, Evosea, Eumycetozoa, Dictyosteliales, Dictyosteliaceae. The record is from RefSeq and is a predicted model, not a curated record. Gene Ontology annotation, cellular component: nucleolus; cytoplasm. Gene Ontology annotation, molecular function: RNA endonuclease activity producing 5'-phosphomonoesters, hydrolytic mechanism; single-stranded RNA binding. The annotation marks the transcript as partial. The transcript has 2 exons. Gene Ontology annotation, biological process: DNA repair.